This is a messenger RNA of Malus domestica (apple), 1323 nucleotides long. Its product is annotated as heavy metal-associated isoprenylated plant protein 3-like. Gene Ontology annotation, molecular function: metal ion binding. Lineage: Eukaryota; Viridiplantae; Streptophyta; Magnoliopsida; Rosales; Rosaceae. The record is from RefSeq and is a predicted model, not a curated record.
ACGCGCAACUCACUCUGCCUUUAAAUCCCCACUACCCUUCCCACCCUCUCACACUUACGUCUGCUUGCUCUCUCCCACUCAUCAAUUCUGAAAAACCAGGGAGAAAAAAAAUAACCGACUAGUUUCUCAGAGAAAAACCAACCCACCAUGGCCAAGAAGAAGAACGGCGGCGGCAACAACAAUGCCGGCGACAACGCGGCCAGCAACGAAGGUGGUGAGAAGAAGAAGGGCGACGGAGGUGAGAAGAAGGAGGAAACCCCCAUCACCGUCAUCCUCAAGGUUGACAUGCACUGUGAGGGCUGCGCUACUAAGAUUGUCAAAUGCGUCAAAUCUUUUGGAGACGUGGAGACAGUGAAGUCAGAGAGCGAGGCGAACAAGCUGACGGUGGUCGGCAAAGUGGACCCCACCAAGCUCCGGGACAAGGUCGCCGCCAAGACCAAGAAGAAGGUCGACCUCGUCUCCCCCCAGCCCAAAAAGGACACCAACAAAGACGACGGCGGCGACGCCAAGAAAAAGCAGCCGGAGAAAUCCAACGACGACAAAAAACCCAAAGAGCCUCCGGUGACGACGGCGGUUCUGAAGCUGAACCUCCACUGCCAGGGAUGCAUCAAGAAGAUCCACAAGAUUGUCACCAAGACUAAAGGGUUCAACGACAUGAGCGUCGACAAGGAGAAGGAGCUGGUGACAGUGAAGGGCUCGAUGGACAUGAAGGUGUUGGCGGAGAGCUUGAAGGAGAAGCUGAAGAGGUCGGUCGACAUUGUCCCGCCGAAGAAAGAGAAGGAGAAGGGCGACAAUGGCGGCGGUGGCGGCGGAGAUAAGAAGAAAAAGGAGGGGGAGGAAGGAAAUGGUGGUGGGAAGCUUGAGGGAAACAAGAUGGAUUUUCCAGUGGGUCAGACCGGGUACUGGCAGCAGAUUCCAUACGAGAUGGCAUACGGGCCUGGAUACGGAGCACCCGGAAACCCGAUUCCGCCUCCACCGAUGUACAUUGGCCAUCCGCCAGAGAUGUUCAGCGAUGAGAACCCUAAUGCCUGCUCAAUUAUGUGAAGAAAGUGCUGUAUUAAGAAGCGAUUAGAGUUUAAUCAGAAGUUGAUACGAUGAAGAAGAAAAGGAAGUGUAAAUAAGUGAAUAGACAGUGGUAGAUAUGAGAGAAAUUUUGGUGGGUCGGGUUCGUCUCUGAACCGGGUUGGCUAAUAGAAAUCAGAAAUAUGCUACUUUUGGGUUCCCUUCGGAUGUUAGUUUUGGAACGCUACGAUUUGUUUUGUUGUUAUUAACCUAAGGUUGUGAUCUGCUUUAUUGAUGCUCAUGUUACUAUGUUGGUUACAA